Molecule: messenger RNA, 146 nt
Organism: Funneliformis geosporum
Lineage: Eukaryota; Fungi; Glomeromycota; Glomeromycetes; Glomerales; Glomeraceae
Source: the annotation of a GenBank genome assembly
AUUCUAAUAAUGAAAAAGAUUUUGAAUAUCAUGAUAAUGAAACAGAUUUUGAAUAUCAUGAUAGUGAUAAGAAUGAAAACCUUAACCCAAACGGAUUGUUUGAAAAGGAAAAUAAAGGGAAAAUGAAGAGAAAGAUGUGUUUAUAA